Penaeus indicus is the source of this 684-nucleotide messenger RNA. RefSeq lists its product as uncharacterized. The record is from RefSeq and is a predicted model, not a curated record. NCBI's taxonomy places the organism in Eukaryota, Metazoa, Arthropoda, Malacostraca, Decapoda, Penaeidae. The transcript has 4 exons. Bases 1 to 684 code for a protein of 227 amino acids.
AUGUCAAUUGUCAACACAAAAGCACUUACAGAACGCGCAUGUUAUUCAACCGUUGUGUGCAAUCCUCCUCCGCCAAUCGAAGCCCCUCCGGCGUCGCCCUCGCCUCCGCCUCCCCCCGGAGCCGACGUCCCGAAGCUCCAGUCGCGAGGAAAUGAAGCGGCGAAGCGCGAUGAGACCCCGACACAUGGCACCGAGGACAGGAACGCGGUGCGGCGCCUCUCGCUGCCCUGCCCUCGGGAAGGCCCUCGGGAACCUAUCCCCAGAACCACGACGGAAGCACGGAAUGUCCUUCCCUCCCUCCUGACGAAGCGUGCCCCGAUGCCAAGCCCAAUCAACACCAAUCAAUCUCGUGGCUCAUCCCCCCCCCCGUCUCCUCGAAUCACUUCCAACGACGCCCUCCUGUCUCCUUAUCUCGGCCGCCGCUCUUAUCGCCCGUCGCACCUGUUCGCGUUCCCUCGCCGGCCGGUCAUCCCGAGCUCCCAGGGGCCAGGGACGCCUGCUAAUUACCUCGGCCACACCUGCGUCCCUCAAACCCGAAUGACUACCCACAUCAACACUACACCUACAAGCAUCCCAUCCAUGCAACAGCGGCACGCACCUUACGAGUGCCACGCCCGCAUGCACCCCACAGACGCCCAAACUACCCGCAGUCUAUUAAAGCUACACCUGCAAGCAGCGCAUUAA